This is a messenger RNA of Camellia sinensis, 940 nucleotides long. Its product is annotated as acylphosphatase family. Gene Ontology annotation, molecular function: acylphosphatase activity. The record is from RefSeq and is a predicted model, not a curated record. Lineage: Eukaryota; Viridiplantae; Streptophyta; Magnoliopsida; Ericales; Theaceae.
AAACAAAAGAAAAAAAAAAAUGCUAGUGUCCCUAGUCCCAAGCAUCCAGAACAAUCAAGAAAACUGAACAUUCAACGUUAGUUGGCAGCAACACAUCAACUUUUUCUUUUGAUCCAAUCGAUUCGAUCCCAAUGGCAUCAUCAACAUCAACUACAGUUCCACCAUUUGCUCACUCGAUCUUCAAAUCCCAUAUAGUUUGUAAAAAUCCACGAAUAUGGAGCACCACAAGAAGAACCAAAAAUGCCAGUAGUAGUGUACCAAUACCAGAGACACGACGACUCAUUUGUAUUCGUCUUCUUAUACUACCUCAUCAUCUUCAUCUUCGUCAUCUUUCUCCUCAAAUUCGCCAUCGUAAUCUUCUUUCUUGUCCUCCUUUACCUCCUUUGCUUCAACCUCGUUCACCUCUCUUCUCAACUCCUAUGUCCUCCUUAGCCGAUUCCAACCCCUCCAACACUAAAACCGUAAGAGUGGUGGUGAAGGGGAGGGUUCAGGGAGUGUUCUAUAGGAACUGGACAGUGGAAAAUGCGACUGAGUUGGGUUUGAAGGGUUGGGUUAGGAACCGGAGGGAUGGGUCAGUGGAGGCACUGUUCUCUGGGAGUCCUGAUAAGGUUCAGGAGAUGGAGAAUCGGUGUCGGAGGGGCCCGCCGGCUGCGAUGGUCACUGGUCUUGAGGUUGUUCCUUGCAGUGAUGACCCCGGCACCCGGUUCGAACGCAGAUCAACUGUUUGAUCAAAUGGUUAGCUGACACUGGCUAAGGAAAGAUUGAUAGUAUUAGUGAACUAGUAACAGUAUUAUCCCUAAUCUUUUGCUUGUUGGGGUAUUUUUAAUCUGAUUCUCUAUGUAAAUUUUCAUGUUUAUAGAAUUUUAUACUCGUAUUGAGAACAUAUUUGGAAGUUACUGAUUAUUUUAUUUAAUAAUAUGUUCCGAAUGACCUUGAUGGA